AUGACAUCACCCCUCCCCGGCGCUCACGACCCCUCCGUCGUCCUCGCCGUCGCCGACCGCGACGAGCAGCGGCAGGCGUGGCACGCCUCCCACCCGUCCUGGGGGGGCGGCCUCACGCUCGACCAGUACUGCGCGCGCGAGGAGGACCUCUUGACCACGGCGCUCGCCCGCGACGGCGGCCUGACGCCGUGGAUCCUGACCGACGCCGCCUCCGGUCCGCGCCGCAUCCUGUCGAGCUGCGAGACCCUGCGGAAGCGCGCCGUCGUCGCCCGCCCCGACGGCACCCUCACGGAUGUCACGGCGCACGGCGUGGCCAGCGUCUUUACGGAGCCGGCGUGCCGCUCCCGCGGCUACGCCGGGCGCAUGAUGGCGCUGCUGGGCGAGGAGCUCGCCCGCCGGGAACAGACGGACCCCGGCGCCGCCGCCUUUUCGGUGCUCUUCUCCGACAUUGGGCCGACAUUCUACGCCAACCACCAGUGGAUGCCCGUCGGCAACACGCACCUCGAGUUUCCCGUCGCCGCCGAGCCGCCCUCCUCCACGGUACCACCCGCGCACAUCACCGAGCUCGGCGACGGGCACCUCGCGGCGCUGGCCGCGCGCGACGAGCAGCUCCUCCGCGCGCAGCUAGGCACGCCCUUCGCCGACAGCAGCAGCACCACGGUGCGCGCGGCCAUCCUGCCGGAUCUCGCGACGCUGCGGUGGCAGUAUCGCCGCGAGGACCACAUGCUGCGGCACUUUCUCGGCCGCGCGCCCCGCGUCCGCGGCGCGCUGUACACGCCGCCGCCAGGCGGGAGUGAGCGCCGCGUCUGGGGUCUGUGGGCGCGCUCGCGGUACGGCGGUGGCGCCGACGGCGACCCGGUCGUGACGGUGCUGCACUUUUUGCGGCUCGUCGUCGAGGACGAGGCCGCCACCGCGGACGAGGCGCUCGCGGAGGCCCUGGCGGGCAUCAUGGCAGUGGCGCGGCGCGAGGCGGCUGAGGCGAGCUGUCGGCGCAUCGAGAUGUGGAAUCCGUCAGAACGAGUGCGGGCUGCGUUUAGGGACAGGUUGCCGCAGCUCGAGGGCAAGGUCGUCGAGCGCGACACGAGCAACCUCGCCAGCUUGCGUUGGUUUGGCGCCGGCUCUGUCGACAAUGUCGAAUGGGUAGCCAAUGAAAGGUUUGAGUGGUGUUAA
Cordyceps militaris CM01 is the source of this 1170-nucleotide messenger RNA. RefSeq names its product GNAT family acetyltransferase, putative. The record is from RefSeq and is a predicted model, not a curated record. The transcript has a single exon. Bases 1 to 1170 code for a protein of 389 amino acids. NCBI's taxonomy places the organism in Eukaryota, Fungi, Ascomycota, Sordariomycetes, Hypocreales, Cordycipitaceae.